Messenger RNA from Trichoderma aggressivum f. europaeum, 2367 nucleotides. RefSeq lists its product as uncharacterized. Gene Ontology annotation, cellular component: Golgi apparatus. The transcript has 7 exons. The record is from RefSeq and is a predicted model, not a curated record. Bases 1 to 2367 code for a protein of 788 amino acids. Gene Ontology annotation, biological process: proteolysis. NCBI's taxonomy places the organism in Eukaryota, Fungi, Ascomycota, Sordariomycetes, Hypocreales, Hypocreaceae. Gene Ontology annotation, molecular function: serine-type endopeptidase activity.
AUGAGUGCUGCUAAGAUUCUGUGGAAGGAGGAAAUACAUGGCGAGCUUAAGCUAUUUUACGCGAGCGUCAAAGCCCUCUGUUUUAUCGUGAACUUCCAUUGGAAGCACGUCAGCGAGGUGGUGAAUGGAAAUGACGCGUAUCUCAUCCAUGUAACUUUGGGUCACUUGGAAUCCGCAAUUGCGUUCGAAGCUCUGGAUUCGCCCUUCCAUGAAGCAUUUACAAGCGCUCCACGGUAUGAGAAAUUGCGCAUUUUCAAUGAACAUUGGGAAAGGCUUCAGAAACUGGGCGACUAUGAUAUGACCCUCCGAUAUGCCAGAUCAUGUAUGAAAUUCGGAACCAAUGAGGAAGAACGCAACCAGUUCAUCAGAUUGUUGGACUGGUGUGAAGAGAGACUUCGACUACGGUACCCUGAGAACCAUUCUGACCUGGCACACGAAGAGCUUUCUACCAACGCGGUUGGUUCAGCAUCUAUCGCCGUAUGGAGCGCAGCGCAGUCCAUUUUCAAGGCUUUUGUGGCCUGUAGCAACUGCGAAUGCAUACCUGCCCACGACAUCGGGGUCCGGCUUCGUUUAGGUACAUAUUUGCAGCAUACUCUAUGCAAAGAGGAAGAUACAGACGACUGCCUCAACUUCGACAUAUUCCUUUCUAUGAAACAGGGGUGGAAGGAGGCUCGUGUAUUCAUGGUGAAAGAGAUACCAGAGAGUGCUGUGCAAAUUCAAACCAACAACCCAACAGAGCAACCCGGAAGAGAGAAAAAGGCGACCAAGAUAAGACAAAUGAGGCUAAAACAACUCUAUGCUGUGCUUUAUCUACACGAUACUCCGUGGAUACAACCUACAUGGAGCUCUUCGCACGUCUUAUUUCUUCCCACAACUUCUUCGUCCGUUCCUUUACAACCAUUCAUCCAAACCCCUCUGGCGAGUCACUACAACUCUAGCCAGAUUUCCUGCAUCGACCCGGAUGAACUUGACCCUGAUGAUCCAGUACACCACUGCCCACUUCUAGUCACACUAGCAGUGAUGCUUAUGGAACUGUACUUUGCUGUGCCCUUCGAUAUUUUGGCCAAGCAGUAUGGUUUGGACAUCGCAGGGGAUAAUCAAUCACCAAUCUCUACAUUGAGCUCAAUCUCUCGCGACAAUCUUGACGAGUUUGCAAAGACCAUCGACAUUGCAAAUUGGGACCAAAGUAUACAACAGCAAGCUCGAAAUGAGGUUAUCCACCACGAUCUUCUGCGGGCGAAUUUUCUGGCCAAUACUCCGACAAUUGUCAACAUGUCUGUCCAUGUUGUGCUACUAGAUCUCUACGCAAUGCCUCUCGAGCAACGACGACAGAUGACGAAUGCCGAGCUUCUCGAUUUUUUGAUGACGAAACCAUUUCUGAGGCACAUACCAAGGAAUCACAUUCUUCAGCGCUCAAACUAUCAUUUGUGGAAAUUUCGAUAUCUUGACGUCUACGGCAAAUUCAUUCCCCAGAGUUCAAUUCUACCCAACAUCAAAAUUGCGAUUCUUGACACGGGUGUUGACGUACAACAUCCAUAUAUUGAUGCACGCUUCGAGAAUAUUCAAGGCAGAUAUAACUGGCUCAGCGAGGAUGGGCCCGCAAACGUGCGUGUGGUUACGGAUAUGAGCGGCCAUGGCACGUUCGCGGCGAGUCUGAUUCUGGAUUACGCACCUGAUGCCCAACUUUUUGUUGCCAAAAUAGCUGAAAAGGAACUAUUGAAGUCCAACGUGAUUGCCAAGGCCAUUAAUUAUGCAGUCUCUACUUGGGAAGUGGACGUCAUCUCAAUGUCAUUUGGAUUUCCCACAUGUAACAUGGAUGAUUACCACGAACUUGAAGAUGCUCUUGCAAAUGCUCAUGCGAAACGUGUAUUGCUUUUUGCCGCAGCUUCGAAUAGCGGAGGGAAGCUGGGCCGCGCAUAUCCAGCUCGCGAUCAGAAUGUCAUUGCCAUUCAUGCGACAGAUACAUAUGGUAAUCGAUCGCCGUUUAGCCCUACAGCGUUGUCUCACGAUAUCAACUUGGCGACGGUCGGCGAAGCCAUUGAGUCGGCGUGGCCAGUGUAUCUAUUGGAUAACUCCAGUUCCAAGGCCCUUAGAUGUAAAUCUGGCACAUCGUUUGCGACUGCUAUAGCAGCCGGGAUUGCGGCUUUCCUCUUGCUAUAUGCAAAGAUACAUUUACCAGAUAAAGCUGACGCGUUGAAGAGUCGGCGGAGGAUGCAAGCGUUGUUGAAGCGAGUGGCCGAGAAAGAGGCGGGACAGACGGCGAGAGAUGGUUAUCAUUUCAUCGAUUUGAGCUUGUAUGCAGACAGUUUGUUUGGCAAGAGUAAAGAGUUUAUUGACGAGACGAUUCGGGAUGUCUUGAAUACAUAA